Cajanus cajan (pigeon pea) is the source of this 576-nucleotide messenger RNA. Its product is annotated as self-incompatibility protein S1. The record is from RefSeq and is a predicted model, not a curated record. Lineage: Eukaryota; Viridiplantae; Streptophyta; Magnoliopsida; Fabales; Fabaceae.
AUGCAGAAGUGUGUAUUAGUUUGGUUUAUUAUUAUUUGACAAACAUGUCGAAGGUCUUAGUCACAAUUAGUGUAUUCUUGAUGAUCAUGACAGAAAUGGGCACAGUGCUUGUGCAGAGUGAAAAAGAAAAUGGUGUUGAUAGCAUUUUAGACGGAAAGAAAACAGUGCGUGUUAAAAAUGAUUUGAAUAAUGGUAUUGUUAUGUAUCUCCAUUGUCGAUCGAAGGAUGAUGAUCUUGGUCAACAUGUUCUUGCUGUUGGAAAAGACCAAGAAUGGUCCUUUCGAGACAACAUUGGUGAUACCACUCUUUUCUGGUGCACGUUGGAUGCAGCAAGUUGGGAAUUCAAGUUUGAAAUUUACAGUGCCAAAAGGGAUACAAAGUGUACUUCCCAAUGUAACCGAAGUAUCAGAUCUGAUGGAGCUUAUUUUUGGAAUCAGCUUGAUCAAGUCUGGGAGAAGAGAUUCUCAUGGAACAUACAUCUCUAAAAAUUUUACUCAACUAAAAAAUUAAAUAAAAUAUUUUCUUCCUUUUUUGCCAAUUAAUUGUGGCGUUUCUUAUUUUAUUACUUUUUAUGAC